Molecule: messenger RNA, 3027 nt
Organism: Haplochromis burtoni (Burton's mouthbrooder)
Lineage: Eukaryota; Metazoa; Chordata; Actinopteri; Cichliformes; Cichlidae
Product: telomeric repeat-binding factor 2
Exons: 14
Coding region: 203-2323 (706 amino acids)
Biological process (GO): negative regulation of telomeric D-loop disassembly; telomeric loop formation; regulation of telomere maintenance via telomerase
Cellular component (GO): nucleus; chromosome, telomeric region; shelterin complex
Molecular function (GO): protein homodimerization activity; double-stranded telomeric DNA binding; telomerase activity
Source: RefSeq, a predicted model, not a curated record
CACAAUUCAGCUGUUUGCCAACCGCCCAUAAAAUUUAGAACUGAAAGAAGAAAAGAAGAAGUCUUCCGUUGGAUAUGAACGUUUUGUCUGUUUUUGUAUGUGGUGUGUGUUUUGUUUUGUCUUUUUUUACGCUUUUGCUGAAUUCUGCCUCUAAAGAAUUGGAAUGAAGCGCCACCUGACAAGCUAAACCCGGAGAUUGCCUAUGAAUAUGGCGGCAAAAGAAAACGUAAACAGUCGCCAAUUUGAUACUGAAUCCGUGGUGAACCGCUGGGUAGUGGAUUAUUAUUUGUUUUUGGCGCUAGAGUUGUUUAAAAAGGAACAAUAUGAGGAUUUCUGUGCCGUCACAGAUGUACUCGACAGUGUCUUGGUUCGUCCUUAUGGGCCCAUUGAUUUCAUGCCACAAAAGAUUCAAGUGUGGCGGUUUCUUUGCCGGAUAAAUGAAGGUGACAAACCUGCUGCAGACACGUCUUCUCAGUCGGUAUGUCCUCUGGAAUCAGCCCUAAUGUUGCUGGAAAGUAUGAGCCAGGAGUUCAGUAUCCCACAACAGGAUUACAAGAACGUAUGCACUUCAAUUAAAGAAAUGAUUAUAAUGCUUUCUAUUAAGAAUGGAAAAUUUGAGAAAGCAGGAAAGGUGCUGAACCAGCACUUUACCAAGAAGAUGGAUGGCAGGAGAAUGCUGUUCAUGGGUCUCAUCAGCAAGAAAAAUAAAAAGCAUGAAGUAAUUGAGCAAAUCAACUUUGGACGGUUCAAGAUGGAGAUGCUGGCUUUUUGUGAAAGGCUCUGCCCAUCAAGCGUUCCCUUUCUCCAAAAGGCUGCAAAUCAGCUUAUUCAGGAAAAGAAUAAGGAACAAGACAGCAGUGCAGCUAGAGCUGAUGAGCAAGUCCAACCGGUCCCCUCUUCAAGUCCACAAGUAAACAUGGUCCAGUCUGUACCAUGCAAGCAUUCAACUAUCCAGAGGACCAGGCUAGAAGCAGCCUACAAAGCCUUGGCUACAGGAUUAAAUGAGAGAAUGUUUUCUCAGCUGGAGGAAGAAGUGGAGACAGAGGACCAGGAAAGCGAGCAUAUGUGUCUGCAACUCUCACCUGAUCCUAAAAUGGACACCAAUUUGGACUUGGAGCAGGAAGUGUUAUUUCAGAGAGACUCAGGCAGCCCCAUGGAAGCUUCACCGGCAGACCAACCACCACAAGCAGAUGCUGUUCCACAAACUCAGGAAAGUUCGCUCUCAAAGACAACUUCUGUGCCAUGGAACGGACAGCUUUACACUCUGUCUCGGCUGGUGAUGGAACCAGAUAGUCAGGCAAGUUCACAGUGCUCAAAGGUUUCAGAGGAACUAGAGACCGAGGCCAGAGUAGAAGAGGCACCACAGACACUGGCUCUGUCAAAUAAAAGAGACUCACAGUGUCCAGUCACUGACCAAGAAGUUUCCAUACCAGCACCAAAACGCCACAGAAGGACCAACAGAAUUAACAGGAGAGUUUCAACUAGUUUUGCUGAGUUGUCAGCAGAGAGUGAGGAGGACUCUCCUCAUUCUGUGGCCAGCACGGCAGUUAGUGUGAGACGUCAUAACCAGUCCAGUAGUUCACCCACCAGAAACAUCAACAAGUCAAAACAGUCGUCAUCAGACAGUGAAGGAGAACCACAGAAGCUCUCAGAGCCUUCAGUGAAGGUCUCUCCCAGUCUGCUCCCUCUGCACUCUGUUCCUCAGACAAGCUCCACUCCUCACAAGGAUUCUGCUCAACUCAGCAACAACUCCUAUUCAAAGAAAAAGUCUAAAAAGUCAAUACGGUUAUCGUCAGACAGCGAGGAAGACCCGAAGGAGCCUGUGACCUGCAAGAAAACUCCAGUACAAAAGCCUCAUAAGCAGCUGUCCAGUGAUCCUGUGGACAAUCAAGUGAAUCAAGAUGAUACGGAUGACAUCCAUAUUACAGACUCUUCAGUGGAGAGCUCGCCAAGUCAGUCCCCUUCUCACCCCAUCCCACAAACGAGCUCUACUCCUCACAAGGACUCUGCUCAAAAGAACGUCCAUUCCCAUUUAGAAUGGAAGCAACGGUACCAUAAUGCAAAGGAGACCAAGGAGGUAUGGAGCGACGAAGAAUUAUAUUUUACCUCCAAAAAGAGAAGCUCAGACAUGAGCACCAUUUCAAAUUCAGGCCAAAGGAAAAGAAAAUGGACAGAGAGUGAGACGCAGAAGUUAAAAGACGGGGUCAAAAAAUUUGGAGAGGGCAACUGGAGCAAGAUAAAGGCAUAUUACAAAUUCAAAGAUCGAACAAAUGUCAACCUGAAGGACAGGUGGAGAACAAUGAAAAAAUCAAAUAUCGUCUGACUCACCAAAGCCUAUUUCAUUUUAUCCCAUCUCCAUUUAUUUGUUUUGGUUUCCUUAACAAGUUACUGAACAUUAUAAAAGCCACUUUAAAAUUUUGUAAAUGUUGAAUGUUUGUGGGUCAAAGAUUGUUUCUUUUUGAGGAAGGGAUAACAGAAAUUGCAGUAAUAGUGACUAUUGUAGCAUCUCUGCAGCCCUAAAUGACAAACCCACUCAUUGAAUUGAUACAGAGAUGGGAAUAGCUUUAAAAGUCAGUAUGUUACUCAGUCUUAUGAUCUCGGAAAAGCAGAACAGACCUUUAAUUAAAGAUAUGAAAGCUGCAAAAUAUCCAUAUAGCUAAGAUCUACAGGUAAUUUUUUCCUCCCACACAAACUAUUUGUAGAAAAAAGAUUUAAAUUUAAAUAAUACAGAGAUGUGGAUUUAUUUCAAGAUUCAAGUUACAAAAAACAUACACACAUAAACAAAACCCUUCUCAUUUAAUACAACAGGGAGGGGACAAACCAGGAAAUUCUGCAAAUGGCAGAAGUGAGUCAAUAGACAGAUUGUUUGUUUUAGCCUCUGGACUGUAGGGAAGUGUUCCAAGUAUAACAGCUGCUCGUGAAAUAGGAACUUUGAUCAGAUCAUGUCACUAUAAAAUGUUUAGCAGCUAAAAGUGAACCUUUGACUUUGAGUGAGUGUUACUGUUAAAAAUAAACAGUUUGACAGUC